UGAACUUGAGCUUAAGUUCUCCCCUUGCUCGUCGUUUAUCGGAAUCGUCUCUUAUCCGGCCCGGAUUUGGAACUCUCCGUUUACGCUUUCCAUCCUCUUCUCAAGUGUUAAAUCUAUGGCGCAAUUUGAUCGGAGCCAGGAGCUUGUGGACAUGGCUGAUGAUUACCACAACGUAUCUGGUUCUAAUGACAGUCUGCUUGGAGAUAACCGAGGGAUCGCUCAACGGAGGCCUCUUGUAGAUGAAUUUACCGAGUCCGACACUGAGGAUGCUUUAGAAAUGGGUGACCGGGCUACGGAUACAUCUGCUCUGGAGGUCAGAAAUGGCAAGGAUAUACAAGGGAUUCCGUGGGAGCCGUAUAAUGUCACCAGAGACAAUUACCGUGAAGUGAGGUUGCAACAAUACGAAAACUAUGAGAGCCUCUCGCGUUCUAGAGAGGAACUUAAGAAGGACUACAAGGAUGUGGUGAAAGGGUACAUGUUUUAUGACUUCCAAUACAACACAAGGGUCUUGAAACCAACAAUUGCUCACUUUCAGGUGACUUGAAUUCUCAGCUUACUCUCAAGUGACUCAUAUGUUUUACGGAGUAACUGCUUGAAAUCACACAUUGACAAAUAAAAUAACCUCUGGAUAUGAAUGUGUUGGGAAAUCAAUGCUAACUUCCGUUCAAAGCUAAUCUGUUUAAUUUCAUUUGUCUAUCUAUGAAAUCCAACUACACAAUUUUAUUUUCUUAGACUUCGUGCAAAAAGCAAAUGAGAACUCUUUUCAUGAAGCAAAUCCGAACUUGAAUUUGGGUAGAAGUAGUAGAUAAGUCAUAAACGAUGGGGCAAAGAGAAUAAGGAAUUUCAGGUAGGGACUGCAAUUUCAUUCUACCCCAACUUGUACUUGUCAAACAUCAUCCAUGCAUUGUACCUUGACUAUUAGUUGGGCGAUGUCUAUGUGGCUAUGUGUUCUUCAACUUUUGGUGGCUACUUUUGCAUCUACUAUGAAAUUCAUUUACUAUUAGCAUUUUAGAGUUAUCACUAUUAGAGUGCUUUAACCCAAUCAUUUGUUCCCUCUUUUCAAAUGCAAUAAUAAAAGUUUUGCAGGUGUUUUUCUUCGAACUAAUCCUAAUGGACACUUGAAUUUGGGUAGAAGUAGUAGAUAAGUCAUAAACAAUGGGGCAAAGAGAAUAAGGAAUUUCAGAUAGGGACUGCAAUUUCAUUCCACCCAACUUGUACUUGCUUAACAUCAUCCUAUCCAAGCAUUGUACCUUGACUAAUAGUUGGGCAAUGUCUAUGUGGCUAUGUGUUCUUCAACUUUUGGUGGCUACUUUUGCAUCUACUAUGUAACUCAUUUAGUAUUAGCAUUUUAGACUUAUCACUAUUAGAGUGCUUUAACCCAAUCAUUUGUUCCCUCUUUUCAAAUGCAAUAAUAAGAGUUUUGCAGGUGUUUUUUCUUCUAAUUAAUCCUAAUGGACAUUUUAUUUAUGAUCAUAACUUUCUGCAAGUAGCAUUCCUGGAGGUAUGAGUUUUGCAUGCUAUGGUUAUUUUGACUUCACAUUUUUAGCUUUCUGGACUGUUGACUUGUUCCUAAGCAGUUCGAGAAAUAAUUCUUGUCAGUUGCUAGUUUUUGUCAGAUGAUGCUUCUUGUGGCCUCAAAGCUGGUGAUUUUACUUACACCUGAUAUUAUAAUACGGAGUAAUAUUUAAGUUUUUUUUCUCCAUUCUUAAAGCGUUGAUAGUUUUACUAUUUUUGGGAUCAAGUUGAGUACAAGUAUCUUAAUUCAUCAAAUAUGGAGGAAUUUGACAUUUUGAAAGGGCUUUAUGCUGCUGCUACUUCGAAUUGCGCUGAUCCAUAAAUAAUGCUACGAAGUAUUUGCAUAAUUUACUUGGAAACUAAAUAUUUGCACGGAUACCAUUAGCUCCAUCCCAAAACAAGUGUAUUCUACCACGGAAAAAAAUUUUAAAUUUUAGUUAUGUUCAACUAUUGAAAAUCAUCAAUUUUCACUGCCAUU
Messenger RNA from Cuscuta campestris, 1993 nucleotides. The record is from the annotation of a GenBank genome assembly. Lineage: Eukaryota; Viridiplantae; Streptophyta; Magnoliopsida; Solanales; Convolvulaceae.